GAAAAGACUCCAAAUAUGCCAUAUAUCAGAGUUCCUGGCCAUACCAUUCGCCUCCCCAUGAAGAUUGGCCUGACACUCAUGGCCAAUAAGGGGCCCAGUGUUCCACACAUAAUCAAACUCCUGGACUGGCAGGACAACCCGGAAUACUAUGUCAUGGUCUUGGAGCGGCCCAUGCCGAGCAUGAGCCUGUUUAGUUUCGUCAAGCUCCGACAAAGACUCAAAGAGGGGAUAGCACGACAUUUUAUGUGGCAGAUCAUUCAUGCCGCUAACAUUUGCUGCAAGCGUGGCGUCUUCCAUAGAGAUAUAAAAUUAGAAAUCCUCCUGGUGAACCCGGACACGUUGGAGGUCAAGUUGAUCGACUUUGGGUGCGGCACGCUCAUGAAGGACUCUGCCUACGUGACCUUCAAAGGUACAGAAAUGUUCUGUCCACCGGAGUUCAAUGUCAACGGCCGGUACUAUGCAAAGCCGGCGACAGUUUGGUCAUUAGGUAUCCUGUUGUUCGUGAUGGUGUGCGGGUAUUAUCCAGACGACAAAGACCUGCACAUGAUCAGUAAGAAUGAGUGGUCCAAACCUGACCUGUCACAAGAAUGCUGCCAGAUGAUUUGCCAUUGUCUGCAGCCGGAUCCCCAGCGGAGACUUGUUCUGGAGGAGAUGCAGCUCCAUGACUUAUUUAUGGUCGUGGAGUAA
Molecule: messenger RNA, 687 nt
Organism: Onychostoma macrolepis
Lineage: Eukaryota; Metazoa; Chordata; Actinopteri; Cypriniformes; Cyprinidae
Product: serine/threonine-protein kinase pim-1-like
Exons: 5
Coding region: 16-687 (223 amino acids)
Biological process (GO): negative regulation of apoptotic process; protein autophosphorylation; regulation of mitotic cell cycle
Cellular component (GO): cytoplasm
Molecular function (GO): protein serine/threonine kinase activity; ATP binding
Source: RefSeq, a predicted model, not a curated record